ACGAGCGCUUCCUCAGGUAGGAGUGGAUAACCUUGACAAAUCCGCCCCCGGCUCUGCCCCGCUUCUCUUUCCUCCCAGCAUCCCGGAGAUGCGCUGACAGACGGGGGUCUCGAACAACAAGUGAGUGUCAGGUGAUGGUGCGUUACGGUGCAUGAUGAGCGGCACGCUGUGCGUCACGGUGCGCCCAGGACUCCCCACCCUGCAUGCCAAGUGUAGGCAGAGCUGCGUGUGAUGCUCUGUCCUCCAGCGUCCUGUCCUGCGCGCGCUCCGUCAGUAGCACGUCGACGCGCGAGCUGCCCGGCGGACGCUUUCAUGACUCCACGGACGUUUUCCUACGGCGGCUCCAAGCGUGGAUGCUGUUAAUCUGACGGACUGAGGCCAAGAAGUGUCAUCUAUUCGCCAUCGCCCACCCCUCCUCCUCCUCCACCCUGCGCCUGCAUCGCUUCCUGUCUUCCUCCCAGUCUCUCUCUCUCUCUCUCGUGCGCUCGCUCGCCCACUUGCUCUUUACCCCCGCCCCCGUCCCCCCCCCCCCCUUACCCUCAGCCUCCCUCAUGCCUAAGAACAGCAAGGUGACGCAGCGCGAGCAGAGCCAUGAGCACGUCACGGAGUCGGUGGCCGACCUGCUCGCCCACGAGGAGCCGCUCGACUACAAGAGCAGCUCCCUGAAUGUGGACGGGGCGGCCGGCAAGAAGGUCCCACAGCUGGAGGUGCCGGAGAGCGAUGGGCGGCCGGCCUGGAACAGCAAGCUGCAGUACAUCCUGGCCCAGGUGGGCUUCUCCGUGGGCCUGGGCAACGUGUGGCGCUUCCCCUACCUGUGCCAGAAAAACGGAGGAGGUGCCUACCUGGUCCCGUACUUCAUCCUCCUCCUCAUCAUUGGCAUUCCGCUCUUCUUCCUGGAGCUGGCGGUGGGACAGAAGAUCCGACGCGGGAGCAUCGGGGUGUGGAACUACGUGUGCCCUCGUCUGGGUGGGAUCGGGGUGUCCAGUCUGAUGGUGUGUGGCUUCGUUGGCCUCUACUACAAUGUGAUCAUUGGCUGGAGCAUCUUCUACUUCUUCCAGUCUUUCCAGUAUCCUCUGCCGUGGAGCGACUGCCCCAUCAGAAAGAACGGCACACUGGCCAUCGUGGAGCCCGAGUGCGACAAGAGCUCGGCCACCACCUACUUCUGGUACCGUCAGACUCUGAACACGACCAGCACCAUCGCAGAGAGCGGAGGCCUCAACGUCAAGAUGACGCUGUCUCUGCUGGCGGCCUGGAUCAUCGUCUGCCUCGCCGUGAUCAAGGGAAUCGCCUCCUCCGGGAAGGUGAUGUACUUCAGCUCUCUCUUCCCCUACCUGGUGCUGUUCUGCUUCCUGGUCCGCGGUUUGAUGCUGAAGGGCUCUGUGGACGGCAUCGCUCACAUGUUCACCCCCAAGCUGGAGAAGAUGCUGGAGCCGCAGGUGUGGAGGGAGGCGGCCACGCAGGUCUUCUUCGCCCUGGGCCUGGGCUUCGGCGGCGUCAUCGCCUUCUCCAGCUACAACAAGAUCGACAACAACUGCCACUUCGACGCGGUGCUGGUGUCCUUCAUCAACUUCUUCACCUCCAUCCUGGCCACGCUGGUGGUGUUCGCCGUGCUGGGCUUCAAGGCCAACAUCAUGAACGAGAAGUGUGUCGUGGAGAACGCCGAGAAGAUCCUGGGAUACCUCAACUCCAACGUGCUGAGUCAUGAUCUGAUUCCCCCGCACGUCAACUUCUCCCAUCUCACCACGGCCGACUACGCCGAGAUGUACGGGGUCAUCAAGACGGUCAAGGAGGGCGGCUUCGAUCAGCUGGGCUUGGACCCCUGCGUCCUGGAAGACGAGCUCAACAAGGCCGUCCAGGGCACAGGUCUGGCCUUCAUCGCCUUCACCGAGGCCAUGACCCACUUCCCGGCCUCUCCUUUCUGGUCGGUGAUGUUCUUCUUCAUGCUCAUCAACCUCGGCCUGGGCAGCAUGAUCGGCACCAUGACCGGCAUCACCACGCCCAUCCUGGACGCCUACAAGGUCCAGAAGGAGAUUCUGACGGUUUGCUGCUGCGUCGUGGCCUUCCUGUGCGGCCUGCUCUUCGUCCAGCGCUCAGGGAACUACUUCGUCACCAUGUUCGACGACUACUCCGCCGGGCUGCCGCUCACCGUCGUGGUCAUCCUGGAAAACGUGUCGGUGGCCUGGAUCUACGGCACCAAGAGCUUCAUGCGGGACCUGGAGGACAUGCUGGGCUUCCGGCCGUACGUCAUCUACUUCUACCUGUGGAAGUACGUCUCCCCGAUCUGCCUCAUCGUCCUCAUCUCAGCCUCCAUCAUAGAGAUGUCGGUCAGCCCGCCAGGCUACAACGCCUGGGUCCAGGAGCUGGCUCAGGAGCGCUUCCAGAGCUACCCUCCCUGGGCGCUGGCCAUGUGCUUCGCUCUCAUCGUGGUGGCCAUGCUCCCUCUCCCCAUCGUCUUCGUGGCCCGUCACUUCAACCUGGUGUCCGACGGCUCCAACAAGCUGUCGGUGUCCUACCGCAAAACCAUAAUGAAGGACAUCUCCAGCCUGGAGGAGCAGGACGAGGCCCGCUUCAUCCUCAGCGCCCGGCCCGGCGAGGCCCCGUCGGCGCCGGCGCGCAGGGCCUACCUCGCCCCCGGGGGCAGCAAAGCCCUGGACCCCAACUCGCUGUCUCCCAACAGCUGCUACGGUACCAGCUACCAAAACGCUGCCAUCAGCCCCACCACCCCGACCCCGCUGACCUCGCCCGCCACGCCCGAGUCCGACUCAUGACCUGUUCACCUCACGCUCCAGCCGUCCCGUAGCACAGCUCACCUUCCAACGUAACGUCUCCACUGGGGGUCGCUGCAACGCCUCCACCACUGCCCUCCCAACGCCACCAACCAACCCGCCAUCCACCUAAUGUAUCUUCACCACCAAUCACCCGAGGAGGCGCCCUACGUGUUUCCACUACCUGGAAAUAAUCAGGAGAGCAGGGUUUCAUUUCAGCACCCGACGGACAGUCAGAGGCUGCACAUCAGCGUCUGUUCUGUGUUUUAGUCACAGGGUGAAGACGCUCUGAUCUGCUUUUCUUUGCCUUAGAAUAAAGAUCCUCAGCACAGAGUCCUCCAGGGCGUGAAGCACAGGGGGUCUGAAGGAAUGAACGGUGCAGUGCCACAGAAAGCCAGCGAGAAUGUGAGCGCAACCUUUAAAGUCAGAGUCAUGCAGUCACACAUUUAGCUGCAGAUGUUACGCAGCUCAGACUCUGAACUACUCCACUACUCUUUGUGUUUGCAGCCACGAUCACAGUCCCGUGUGUGUAGCCAGUGUUGUAAAGUAAGAUGAUAUAGACUUAUAGGAUCGUGUUUUGUCGCACUGUCCAGCACACACACACACACACACACACACACACACACACACACACACACACACACACACACACACACACACACACACACACACACACACACCAGUUCAGUUCCACCACCAAAGAGUAGAUAACACCUGAAUUUAACACACGGGUUGUGAUGAAAAUGGCCGGCGCACACUCACAGGAAGCACAGCUCGUUCACAGUAAACAAUCAGAGACCUCCUGGAAAGUAACAGUGAUCACAAAAGUACAAACACUGUGCACAAACCGGUACCAACGUAUCCAUGAUCUAUUCUUCUUUAAGCACACGUACCAUUAAAACAAUCACAGCUCUCUGAUCUGUGCUGCACAACGAGCAGAGCAGCAUUUAUUCAUGCUGCAGCACAAGUCGAAAUGCACAAACUGUGUUCACCGUCUGAAACAGAAACAUCAGCACUGGACCAAAACAUAUAUGAAACACAACGCUGAAUCCAUUAGACUCACUGACAGGAUGAACUUUACGCCUUAGACUCAUUAGACAAAGAAAUAAAGGCUCAAGGGCACACAACCCUCAAUGCUUCUGCCCAUCCGUGAGAUAAUGAACGUGCUGAAGCAGAGAGGAACGUCUGCUGGUCAAACUGGAGCUGAACCAGCAGAAAAUGAGGACGGUGUCAUCAACCUGAUCACAUUUAAGUUAGAGGAUACCUCCAAUUAUUUUUCUAUCACACUAGUCAAAGCCAUAGCGUUAAGGUAGAGGUGGUUAUAUUAUAUUUAUAUUCCUGUACGUUUCUGUGCAGUGUGGUGAAUAACUAAGCGUACGUAUCCUGUGUGUUUUCAUCCCGUGUGCGUUUUUUUUGGGAAACAUACCUGUGUUGUAGUUUGUGUAACCCUGCUGUCGCGCCGCCGUCUGAGCGUCUCACUGUCGCAGCUCGUUUUUAGCCACACUAGAUGUGUGCUCGUAUAGUAGCUUAGCCAACGUACAAAGGAGCCUGUCCUAUACACAGCAUAUUAAAUCCUAGCACUAGUAGCCUAUGCUUGAUUUAAUUUACCCUAAAUAUAAGUGUUCUGUGCAUUUUUUCAACUAAGUGACUGUCAUCUGACUGGGAAUCAGACAACAAGGCAAUUGUGUAAAAUUAUUUAUUUAUUUAUUAAGGGGAAUUCUAAGCUGCAUGAUGUUGAGCACAGAUGGAGAAUGUAAAGGUGAGUCAGGUCCUUGAUGUGACCUUCGACCUGGUGAAACCCCCAGGCUAAGCUUUAUAUCUAAGAAAAGUGAGGCCUCUGUUUUUCCGGGACCUAGUGUGGCUUCAAACCUCACGUCUUGUUUUGGUUCUUGUGUCGUUGACGUCUCUGUGAGCAGCUGGGCCUGUUCAGUUUUCUGUGAGCCUGUAAAUAAUGUUAUUCUGAAGAUAGAUUUUAUUCCCGUGAAGUAUAUCUACAACUGUCUUAGCAGUAAAUGUAACAAAGUAAUAACAAACUAUGUGAUGAAGCACUUUUCACAAGGGUUGUAAAAAUAUUAGCUUUCGUUGGAUUGUAAAGACGCAGAAGCAAUAUCAUGUUAUUUUAAGUGACUGAAAAACCUCGACAGCAGUGAUUAGGAAUCAUACUGUAUAAUUAAAGGGACAUCAUGACUCUUCCUUACAAGUGCUAGUGUGCGUGUGUGCGCGUGUGUGUGCGUGUGUGUGUGUGCAGGGCCUUACUGAGCACAUGUUUCAAGCACUGUCUGUACAGGAGACGUAUUUAGAGAUGUCCUGUUGCAGUCUUAUUCUGAUUGUACAAUACUGAAGGUUACUGUACAAAAUGUGAACAUCACCUGUAAUAAUAUUAAUAAAGCGUAGACAAAGCCGU
This is a messenger RNA of Betta splendens (Siamese fighting fish), 5169 nucleotides long. Its product is annotated as sodium-dependent neutral amino acid transporter SLC6A17-like. The transcript has 12 exons. The record is from RefSeq and is a predicted model, not a curated record. Lineage: Eukaryota; Metazoa; Chordata; Actinopteri; Anabantiformes; Osphronemidae. Gene Ontology annotation, cellular component: plasma membrane; synaptic vesicle. Gene Ontology annotation, biological process: glycine transport; sodium ion transmembrane transport; proline transport. The coding region runs from base 552 to 2768 and encodes 738 amino acids.